Messenger RNA from Penicillium atrosanguineum, 3849 nucleotides. It is a transcript of the gene sec31, whose product is annotated as putative protein transport protein (SEC31). Gene Ontology annotation, cellular component: COPII vesicle coat; endoplasmic reticulum exit site. NCBI's taxonomy places the organism in Eukaryota, Fungi, Ascomycota, Eurotiomycetes, Eurotiales, Aspergillaceae. Gene Ontology annotation, molecular function: protein binding; structural molecule activity. The record is from RefSeq and is a predicted model, not a curated record. The transcript is spliced from 5 exons. Gene Ontology annotation, biological process: endoplasmic reticulum organization; intracellular protein transport; endoplasmic reticulum to Golgi vesicle-mediated transport. Bases 1 to 3849 code for a protein of 1282 amino acids.
AUGGUCCGUCUGAGGGAGAUCCCAAGGACGGCCACCUUCGCCUGGUCUCCUGGGGCUGCAUCGCCAUUGAUCGCCACUGGAACUCGCGCAGGUGCCGUCGAUGUCGAUUUUUCCAACAAAACAUGUCUUGAGCUCUGGGAUCUAGGUCUGGAUCGCCAGGAUGCGAGCGAAGAGCUGCAGCCUAUAGCUAAGCUCGACACCGACUCGGGCUUCAACGACUUGGCUUGGACAGAGUUUGACGAUACAAAACGUGGUGUUAUUGCUGGUGGAUUGGAGAAUGGUUCUUUGGACCUGUGGAACGCCGAUAAGCUGCUUGCCAACUCCAGUGAAUCGCUGAUCUCGAGAACAUCGAAACACUCCGGCGCUAUUAAGGCCCUCCAAUUCAACCCUAAACACUCCAACCUCCUGGCCACUGGUGGUGCGAAGGGCGAGCUCUUCAUCUCCGAUCUGAACAAUAUCGAAAACCCGUUCCGAUUGGGUACCAACGCGGCUCGCACAGACGAUAUUGAAUGCUUGGACUGGAACAAGAAGGUCGCUCAUAUUUUGGUAACGGGUAGCAGCGCCGGUUUCGUGACUGUCUGGGAUGUCAAGACGAAGAAGGAGAGCUUGACCCUCAACAACAUGGGCCGUAAGGCUGUCAGCGCUGUUGCAUGGGACCCUGAGAAGCCCACCAAGCUGAUCACUGCGACUCCUCUUGAGUCGGACCCCAUGAUCUACGUUUGGGACCUGCGAAACUCGCACGCUCCGGAGAGGACUCUCAAGGGCCACGAAUCCGGAGUGUUGUCACUUGCUUGGUGCGAGCACGACCCCGAUCUCCUGCUGUCUUCCGGCAAAGACAACCGCAACAUUUGUUGGAACCCGCAGACCGGUACUCCUUACGGCGAGUUCCCCGUUGUCACAAACUGGACCUUCCAGACUCGCUGGAACCCUCACAACCCCAACUUCUUCGCCACCGCUUCGUUCGAUGGAAAGAUUUCGGUGCAGACUCUCCAGAACACCAAGACCGAUGACGCGCAGGCGAUUGCCGACCAAAACCAGAACCUUGAUGGCGAGGACUUCUUCGCCAAGGCUCAGACACAGCCCCAAGUCUCUAAGUUCUCCCUCCCGAAGCCUCCUCGCUGGCUCGAGCGGCCCUGUGCCGCCUCCUUUGGAUUUGGUGGCCGCGUCGUCUCUCUCGGUGUCUCCGAGAAGGAUUCCCGCGUAUCGAAGGUCAGGAUAACUCCUUUCGAAGUUGAUGAGAGCGUCGGCAAUGCUACUGAGAGCUUUGAGAACGCUUUGAAGGAGGGUGACCUUCGCAGUCUCUGCGAGACUCGCGCGGCUGGCGCUUCCAGCGAGGAAGAGAAGUCUGAGUGGAAGGUUAUGCAGGCUUUGCUCUCUGAUAACCCCCGCAAGGGCCUGGUGGAGUAUCUUGGCUUCCAAGACUCGGCUGAUGAGGCCGCCGAUACCUUGUCUAAGCUUGGUCUUGAUAAGAAGGAUGACGAUGAGACCCCCGAACCGACAGAGAAGCCCAAGUCGAAUGCCAAGAAGCACAAGCGUUUGCAAUCCAUGUUUGAUGCAACCCCCGACAGUGACGAUUUCCUUUCAGAACUUGCUGCUUCGAAGGGUGCGCAGACCAACAACCCCUUCCAGAUCUUCAAUGGUUCCGAAAGCGAGGCUGAGCAGAAGAUUACCCGGGCAUUGCUUCUCGGAGAGUUCGACAAAGCUCUCGAUGUCGCUCUCCAGGAGGACCGCAUGUCUGAUGCCUUCAUGAUUGCCAUCUGUGGUGGUCAGAAGUGCAUUGAGAAGGCCCAGGAGUAUUAUUUCACCAAGCAGUCCGGUGGUCCCAAUUAUAUGCGACUCCUCGCUUCCAUUGUGGGCAAGAACCUAUGGGAUGUUGUGCACAACGCUGAUCUUUCCAGCUGGAAGGAGGUCAUGGCUGCUCUGUGCACUUUCGCCGACGAGAAGGAAUUCCCCGAUCUGUGUGAUGCUCUCGGUGACCGUCUUGAGGAGCAGGUUCGCAACACUGAUGACAAGACUGCUCGCAAGGAUGCAUCAUUCUGCUUCUUGGCUGGCUCCAAGCUCGAAAAGGUCGUGGCUAUCUGGGUUGAGGAACUGCGCGAGAACGAGCAGCGAGGAAUCGAGACCGAUGCGGAUAACUCGACCUUCUCUAUCCACGUUCGUGCUUUGCAGGGCCUGAUCGAGAAGGUUACCAUUUUCCGCCAAGUCACCAAGUUCCAGGAUACGGAACGCACCAAGGACUCCGACUGGCGCCUCGGUACCUUGUACGAUAAGUAUAUUGAGUACGCUGACGUUGUGGCCACCCACGGCCGUCUUCAAAUUGCUCAGAAGUAUCUUGAUCUCGUGCCCGAGAAGCACCCCGAGGCCGAGGUUGCUCGUAAUCGCAUCAAGCUCGCUAUGAGACAGGCCCCCCAGAAGGCACAGGCCACUGCCACCGCGAGACCUGGCAACUUCAAGCCUCUGCCCACUCAGCCCAACUUUUACCAGCCUACGCAAACUUUCAGCCCUGCGGCUCCUGCGAUUCCUGCACCUUACGCACCUAUCACCCCUGCUGCUGCUCCGCAGCCGCCGGUGAAUGCUUAUGCUCCCUUGAAUGCCGCGCCGGCUCAGCCCGCUAAUCCUUACGCCUCGAUUCCCUCUGGUGGAGCUGGCUACCAGCCCAACACCGGAUACCAGCCGACUCAGGGCAUGAGAGCGCCGGCGUACGCUCCCUCGACUCCAUUCGGGGGACCGACCGCACCAGCUGGUGUUCCCCCUCCCCCUCGUGCCGGAACUCAGUCACCCGCUCGCCAGGUAACGACCUACACCACGGCCACUGGUCUCCCUGCAUGGAACGAUCUCCCCGAGGGCUUUGCCAAGGCUCCCAUGUCUCGUCGCAGCACUCCUGGUGCAGCCGCGGCCAUCAGCUCUCCGUUUGCCAACCAGCAAUCACCUCCUAUGGCCCAAGGCCCUCUCCCGCCCACAGGGCCGCCUCAACGAGCACCUUCUGUUCCUCCUCCUCCCAAGGCUGGGUCACUACCCCCGCGCGUGACAUCUCCCUUAGCAUCGAGCAUGGCACCUGGACCUUCGCCGCCGCCGCCUGUCAACCCCUAUGCCUCUCUCCCCCAGUCCCCGUCAAUGGGUUCGGGUAUGGCUCCUCCUCAGGCCUCAAUCCCCAGGGGUCCUUCGCCAUACAAUGCCCCGCCUAGCAUGCCCCCGCCUACCAACCGGUACGCGCCAAGCCCGGCUGCUCAGGCUGCAAGCCCGCAAAUGCAAACUCGCGCCCCUGUAGCACCUCCUCCUCAAGGGGCUCCGUCGAUGUAUGCCCCUCAACAAGCAGCCCAGCCUCCAGCCGCCAACCCAUAUGCGCCUAGCCCGGGUGCUGCCAUGCAACCUCCUCCCAUGGGCAUGCAGCCCCCUCCUAUGGCUGCGCAGGUCCCGCCUCCGCCCCAAGGAGCUCCCCUACAGGGAUCUCGCCCUCCCACGGCGACCUCUCAACGGGCACCUCCCCCCUCGACCCCCAAGUACCCCCCUGGUGACCGCUCUCAUAUCCCGGCGAACGCCAUGCCGGUCUUCGAGAUCCUCUCAGCCGACAUGGAGCGCGUCAAGGCUCGGGCCCCGACCUCCUUCAAGGCCCAGGUUGAUGAUGCCGAGCGUCGCUUGAGUCUCCUCUUUGACCACUUGAACAACGAGGACCUGCUCAAGCCCAACACCAUCGAGGACAUGGCCAACUUAUCCCGCGCCAUUCAGAACCGCGACUAUGAGACGGCCCGCAGUAUCCACGUUGACAUCAUGACCAAUCGAACCGACGAGUGCGGUAACUGGAUGGUUGGUGUCAAGCGUCUGAUUAGCAUGAGCAAAGCUACCCCGUGA